Molecule: messenger RNA, 1071 nt
Organism: Solanum dulcamara
Lineage: Eukaryota; Viridiplantae; Streptophyta; Magnoliopsida; Solanales; Solanaceae
Product: DNA repair protein XRCC4
Exons: 5
Coding region: 110-874 (254 amino acids)
Biological process (GO): positive regulation of ligase activity; DNA recombination; double-strand break repair via nonhomologous end joining
Cellular component (GO): DNA ligase IV complex; DNA-dependent protein kinase-DNA ligase 4 complex; nucleus
Molecular function (GO): DNA binding
Source: RefSeq, a predicted model, not a curated record
UUGAAAGGUUCCUUCUGCGCAGUAGAAAACUAGAAGUCAAAGAAUAAGGCGCGGGGGAAGUUUCAAUUUUGUGAAAGCUUGGUUGAAGAAGGAGAAGCCAUUGCUGUGAAUGGGUUCAGCAAGUCCGAAACACACAUGCCUCAAACUGGAAAUUCCUAAUAAGGAACAAAUAUUCGUGAAAGGCACAUGGUUCUCUUCUUACUUUGACCUCUUCAUCACUGAUGGCCUCCAAUCUUGGACUUGCCAUGGGUCGGAGGAAGAGGUUGAAGAGAGAGCAUCUCAGUGGGAUCAACCCGUUUCGGAGUAUAUUGAUUUGGGUGAAAAGUAUUUAGGAUUUCAACAGCCCGGUUCUAUUUAUGGGUUUGAUGAUGCUGGUACUGGGCAUAAAAGGCUCUCAUGGACAUUUGAGAAAGAAGGCACAAAGCUGGAAUGGAGGUGGAAGUGCCAACCAUCUCCUAAUAGCAAAAAAAUUACAGCUGAUAUCUUGGACUUCCUCAUGGAUGCUAAUAUUAGACUGAGUGAUGAGGUUGUCAUGAAAACUGAGUCAUUUGAGAGGCUGAGGGUGGAGGCAGAAAAAUGUUUAACACAAAGCGAGAAACUCAGCAAAGAGAAAGAAGAAUUUGAAUCUGCAAUAUAUGCAAAGUUUCUUGGAGUUCUGAACUCAAAGAAGAAAAAACUCAGAGAACUUCGCGAUAAGCUCUCGAAACAGGGAACCGCUGUUGAAGAGGACGCACAAUCUACCGACAGAACUGAGACCUUUGAUGAGGGAAGUGAGGAGGAAAUAAGUGGGGAAGAGGUGGAGAAGGAAGAUAUUGGCACUUCUUCAUCCAAAGAUGUUCCAGCCAGAAGGGGCCGGGGUCGAAAGAGAAAGUAAAAUAUCUAAGUAACACCAUUAAAUCUUUUUGAUCAUCCUCUCUUUCUAAUAGCUGUUAAUUUAACUUUCCUUUUCAUAGAGAAUGAGGAUGUAUAUACACUGUUGAACUUGUGAAUAUUUCAAACAUUAGACAUUUUGCCCAAGGUAUUGGUACUAAAUUCUGCAUAUAGUUCAAGUCGAGAGCAUAAUUGAGCAAA